Molecule: messenger RNA, 1203 nt
Organism: Phaeoacremonium minimum UCRPA7
Lineage: Eukaryota; Fungi; Ascomycota; Sordariomycetes; Togniniales; Togniniaceae
Product: putative cellulose-binding protein
Exons: 5
Coding region: 1-1203 (400 amino acids)
Molecular function (GO): hydrolase activity, hydrolyzing N-glycosyl compounds
Source: RefSeq, a predicted model, not a curated record
AUGAUUGAAGUCCCGACCGCACAUGCAGGUUUGUCGAUCGAUUAUUUCUACCCCGGUGGACCUACUCUUGGAGACGACGCAGUCGAUGCCUGGGAGCUGAAAGCGUCGCGGAGGGCCCUCCGGAACUUGCGAACCCUGCUCGCCGGACAGCCAAUGCUUAAUCUCAUUGCGAAGCAAAUUGAGGAGGCCGAUGAAUACUACAAAAGCAUUAUCGCCGAAUCCCAGGGCCAGUAUAAAGAGUCUCGCAUUGAUUUGAAGGUCAAGGGGCUUACUGUUGGCCAAUUUAUGACCUGGCAGAGAGAGUGGGUGGAGGAUCUCAAGACACAUGAAGGGAAAAGGGGCUUUUAUCUCAACACAAUGGUCCCAGCGCACCCAGAGCACUACGCUCUCCCUGAUUACCCGAUAGGUAUCAUCGAGACCAUUGGGGAGCAUAUAGCUCGCGUUCGUCUUCACAACGACAGCACCUUCCCUGACUUCAUCCUGGAGUAUGCCGACCCGUCUUAUUCGAACGUGAACGCGUUACAUAUGGUCAACGAAACUCAGUACACUGUCAUCCUUCUCUUGAGCCUCGGCGUUGCGUCAUCCGGAGCGACGUCAGAUGGUCAAUGCCAGAUCACACCGACCGACAAGCGAAGGCUUUUCGUGCUCACUGAUAUCGCCAAUGAGCCCGAUGAUGCGCAGUCGCUUGUUCGCCUCCUUGUCUACUCGAACGAGUUCGAUAUUCAAGGAAUAGUUGCUACCACGAGUGUGUGGCUCAAUGACACUACUCGCGCCGACCAAAUCUAUGGCAUCCUUGACGCAUACGAGGAGGUGCUGCCAAAUUUGCGGAAACAUGCGGAUGGCUAUCCUGAGGCAGCCUAUUUGAGAGGCUUGGUCACCUCUGGCCUACCUGUCUAUGGUAUGGACGGCGUUGGCAGUGCAAAGGAUAGUGACGGCUCGAAGCUGCUGGUCAGUGCCGUCGAUGCCUCUGAUGAGCCUACCUGGGUACUUGUAUGGGGUGGUUCAUCUGUUCUCGCACAAGCCUUGUGGCACGUCAACGCCACACGAUCAUCCACCGAGGUCGAAAAGUUCGUCUCAAAGCUACGUGCGUAUGCCAUUUCCGACCAAGAUAAUACUGGCAUCCCCAAUAUCCGGAAUGGGGCUCGUGGGGUGGCCGAUAUGGGCCAGUCAACUAUGGAGAAGGACAUUUUGCCGAUACUGUAG